Priapulus caudatus is the source of this 1640-nucleotide messenger RNA. Its product is annotated as zinc finger protein 572-like. Gene Ontology annotation, molecular function: RNA polymerase II cis-regulatory region sequence-specific DNA binding; DNA-binding transcription activator activity, RNA polymerase II-specific. The transcript is spliced from 6 exons. The record is from RefSeq and is a predicted model, not a curated record. Gene Ontology annotation, biological process: regulation of transcription by RNA polymerase II. Gene Ontology annotation, cellular component: nucleus. NCBI's taxonomy places the organism in Eukaryota, Metazoa, Priapulida, Priapulimorpha, Priapulimorphida, Priapulidae. Bases 453 to 1640 code for a protein of 395 amino acids.
UAAAAUUAAAUUAAAACGUUUUUAAUGUUUAUAAACUUUGUCAAUAAGUCAUGUGCUUGCUUCAGUACGAAGCUGUAAGACGGGUACCAUCUUUAGCCUCUAUUACACAGCUUACAUGUUUGCGGCGUAAGUUGCCAUCUACAACAUCAAUGGAAGAUGGUUGCUGUUGUAAAUUUUAGUUGUUUACCUUCACCUUGUGUGUUUGAUGAAUACGAUCGAUGCGUAUGAACAUUGGUUUGAAUCUGGCCCGUUAAGAGUCAAAUUUGAAAGCGGACGACCAAGAGAGGAACUUGCUUCGGGGAGGAAGGUGAGAGAGGAAAAUGCAUCGGGGAGGAAAGAUAGAGAGGAACCUGCAUCGGGGAGGAAAGUGAAAGAGGAACCUGCAUCGGGGAGGAAAGUGAGAGAGGACCCUGUAUCGGGGAGAAAUAGAGAUCUCGAUCACCGCCCGCUCGAUGGAACCUUCUCUUCCUUCUGCUUCUUCUUCUCUGAAACCGUACGCGUGUGACACGUGCAGUUACCGAUGCUCUCGGAGUGACGGGUUGAAGGAGCACGCGCGCACGCACACGGGAGAGAAACCGUACGCGUGCAACAUAUGCGGCACCACCUACGCCACCUCCCGCAGCCUCAAGAAGCACUUUCUCACGCACACGGGAGAGAAACUGUAUGCGUGUGACACGUGCGGGUACCGAUGCUCCCAGAGUCAACGGUUGAAGGAGCACGCACGCACGCACACGGGAGAGAAACCGUAUGCGUGCGAUGUAUGCGAGUACAGGAGUUCUCAGCUGGCGCAUCUCAAGACGUACGCGUGCGACAUAUGCGGUUACACCUGCACCACCUCCGGCAGCCUCACGAGCCACACGCGCACGCACACGGGAGAGAAACCGUACGCGUGCGAUACAUGCGGUUACACCUGCACCACCUCCAGCAGCCUCAAGAGCCACACGCGCACGCACACGGGAGAGAAACCUUACACGUGCGACAUAUGCGACAUAUGCGGUUACACUUGCACCACCUCCUGCAGCCUCAAGAAGCACUUUCGCACGCACCCGGGCCAGAAACCGUACUAUGCGUGCGAUGUAUGCGAGUACAGGUGUUCUCGGCUGGCGCAUCUCAAGAUCCACGCGCGCACGCACACGGGAGAGAAACCGUACGCGUGCGAUGUAUGCGAGUACAGGUGUUCUCGGCUGGCGCAUCUCAAGAUCCACGCGCGCACGCACACGGGAGAGAAACCGUACGCGUGCGAUGUAUGCGAGUACAGGUGUUCUCGGCUGGCGCAUCUCAAGAUCCACGCGCGCACGCACACGGGAGAGAAACCGUACGCGUGCGAUGUAUGCGAGUACAGGUGUUCUCGGCUGGCGCAUCUCAAGAUCCACGCGCGCACGCACACGGGAGAGAAACCGUACGCGUGCGAUGUAUGCGAGUACAGGUGUUCUCGGCUGGCGCAGCCCGAAUGCGAGAGGAAUUAUUAUAGGACCUCUUUCUUCCUUUCCCAGCCAGCACAUCCUAUGCCAGAAAUUGCGGCCUCCGACUGUGGAGGUCUGAGGCUGAUGAUGUGGGAACACCCAUGUUCAAUCAUUGACCACGCUUCUUUUUGUGCCUCUGGGAAUGACGGCGAGGGUCUGGCGGAAGUCAUUUCCUGA